AUUCAGUCAUUGCUGAGUAUUUGUGAGGAACUGAAAGUUAAUUUGCUGAGUUAAAUAAUUUAUUACGCGAUAAUUUACGAUUUUUGGUGCUUUGUGAAAUUCUUUAAAUUGAGUAAGAACCAUGAUUCUACCUCUUCUAACAUCAAUCCUCAUCCUCGCCUCACCAUUAUCAGCCUUGAAGUGCGAUUUUCACAUUGAUGGCUAUAAAAAUUAUAUUUGCGAGCUGUCGAACGCCACACCUAACGAACAAAGCUUUACUCACACAAUUGAUGGAUAUGACGACGCAAAUGUGACAAUAGUUUCAUCAAUUAUUGACGAGAAUUCAACUUUAGCUGUUCUUGAUGACUUUUUGAUGAGAAAAUUUGAAAACUUGAGGAAAAUUGAAAUUUCGUUCUUUCAUGUUAAGGAGGUUGCAGCAGGUGCCUUUGAAGUUUGUGAUAACAUUGAAGAAAUAUCAUUGAAUCGUAAUGAUUUGGAGGAACUGCCUGCUGGUGUGUUUAAGAGCUGCAAAAAUUUAAAAAUUCUCAAAUUGGCUUCAAAUAAAUUCACAAGAAUUCCUGUCGAUAGUUUUGAAGGGCUUGAUAGCCUGGAAGUUUUGAAAAUUGACAACAAUCCAUUAAUUGAGGUUAUGUCUGAUGACUUUAGGUAUCUAACAGGUUUGAAGCAGAUCUUCAUUUCAGGAAGUGGGAUUAAAAAAUUUAAUGACAGUAAUUUGGGAAAUUUGGAGGUUAUGGACCUUAGAAGUAAUGACUUAAUGAGUUUUGAGGUUAGGAAUGCUUUAAAUCUUUGCAGUUUAAACUUAUCAAGGAAUUCACUGACGUCAUUGAGGUUCUCGAGUGGCUCAAACUUAACAGAACUUGACAUUUCUAUGAAUUCUUUAUUCAACCUUCCUAGCAGCAUUUUUAAAGAAUUAAAUAACCUCAAAAUCCUAAAACUAAGCUGGAAUCCACAAAUAUUUAAAAAUACAUCACAUAGCAUUUUCGAAGGUUUAGCAAACCUGGAAGUUUUGGAAUUUAAAUCAUGCGGGAUUACCGAAAUUUCUGGAUCUUCAUUUUAUUCGCUUGACAAUCUACAAGAACUUGAUUUAAGUCACAAUAGCAUCCAGGAGCUUCCUUACAUCUUUUCAUACAGAAAUCUAGAAAAUCUGAAAGUUUUGAAAAUUGCCUCAAAUUCUCUCAAAGGAAUCAAGUCGACGACUUUCAUGAAGCUGACUUCUUUGACAAUUUUGGAUUUAAGCCACAAUUCGAUCAAGAAAAUUGGUAAAAAUUCAUUUAAAUUCCUUGAAAAUUUGGAAAAAUUGAAUCUUGGAUCGAAUAGAAUUGAAGUUUUAGAGAUCAACAUGUUUCCAGGUGAAGGUUCGAAGCUAGUUGAGCUUGAUGUGUCUUACAAUUUGAUUAAAGCUAUUGAACCUGGAUUUUUAACUCGAAAUUUGAAGAUUUUAGGUGCCGAUAAUCCUUGUGUUGACGAAAGUGCAGGAAAUAGUUUGGAUAUCUGCUUUGGGAACUAUGAGGAACUUAAAAUUGAACCUACAACAACAACAACAGAAGCUACAACAGAUGAAAAACUAGAUUUUUCAUUACAAGACUUACUAAUCACAUUGAUUUGUAUACUUUUUAUAGCUAUUGUGUUGAUUUUUAUUGCAUUUUAUAUUAACGGAAUAUUGAAUUUAUUUGGUGUCUAUGAGAAGCCUACAGUUAAGGAUGACAUUCCUAGUAGUGUGACUUAUCAAAAAUUCUAAGAGUUGUUGUUCAAAUUUAAUCAAUUAUUUAUUGUACUUUUAAAUUUUAUCCUUAAU
Molecule: messenger RNA, 1795 nt
Organism: Chironomus riparius
Lineage: Eukaryota; Metazoa; Arthropoda; Insecta; Diptera; Chironomidae
Source: the annotation of a GenBank genome assembly